Cervus elaphus (red deer) is the source of this 2932-nucleotide messenger RNA. RefSeq names its product zinc finger protein 345-like. NCBI's taxonomy places the organism in Eukaryota, Metazoa, Chordata, Mammalia, Artiodactyla, Cervidae. The record is from RefSeq and is a predicted model, not a curated record. Gene Ontology annotation, biological process: regulation of cytokine production; negative regulation of transcription by RNA polymerase II; regulation of immune system process. The coding region runs from base 1 to 1923 and encodes 640 amino acids. The transcript is spliced from 2 exons.
AUGAGUCAGACCUUAAUUAAGACCUCCAGCUCCAAUAAUUACACAAUUAUUCAUGAUGGAGUGAAGGUCUAUUCAUGCAAUGAAACUGGGCAUAACUUUGAACAAGACUCAAACUUGAUGGAACAUCAGGGAGCUCAGUCUUCACACAAGGAUUCUAAAAGUAGUAAAUGUAAGAAUAUCUUUUAUCAAGCAACAGAUCUUUCUCUAAAUAAGAGUAUUCAUAGUGGAGAGAAAACUUACAAUUGUAGUGAAUAUGGUAAGGUUUCUAAUCAGUCUUCAAAUCUGAUUAAGCAGCAGAGAAUUCAGAAUCCACAGAAACAUUACAAGUGUAAUAAAUGUGGGAAAGUCUUCAGUAACUCAUCUAAUAUAAGUAAACACAGGAAGACACGUUCAGGAAGCAAACCUUUCAAGUGUACAGGAUGUGCCAAAGCCUUUAAUCAGAGUUCAAAUCUUAGUCAACAUCGGCAAAUCCAUACUGGCAGGAAACCUUAUAAAUGUAGCAAAUGUGGCAAAGUGUUUAUCUAUUUCUCAACUCUUAGUCAACAUCAGCAAAUUCACAUUGGGGAGAAACCUUAUCAAUGUGCAAAGUGUGGCAAAGCCUUUAGUCAGAACUCAAAUCUUACUCGACACCAGCGAAUUCAUACUGGAGAGAAACCUUAUAAAUGUAAGGAUUGUGGCAAAGCCUUUAGCCGGCGCUAUGGUCUUACUCAACACCAGCGAAUUCAUACUGGAGAGAGACCUUAUAAAUGUAAAGAAUGUGGGAAAGCCUUCAAUACAAACUCACAUCUUACUCAACACCAGCGAAUUCAUACUGGAGUGCAACCUUAUAAAUGUAAGGAUUGUGGCAAAGCUUUUAGCCAGUGCUAUGGCUUUACUCAACAUGAGUUAAUUCAUACUGGAGAGAAACCUUAUAAAUGUAAAGAAUGUGGAAAAGCCUUUAGUCAAUCCUCAACUCUUUCUAAACACCGGCGAAUUCAUACUGGAGAGAAACCUUAUAAAUGUAAAGAAUGUGGAAAAGCAUUUAAUAAAAACUCAACUCUUACUAAACACCAGCGAAUUCAUACUGGAGAGAAGCCUUAUAAAUGUAAGGUUUGUGGCAAAGCCUUUAGCCAGAGCUAUGGUUUUACUCAACAUCAGUUAAUUCAUACUGGAGAGAAACCUUUUAAAUGUAAAGAAUGUGGAAAAGCCUUUAGUCAAUCCUCAACUCUUACUAAACACCAGCGAAUUCAUACUGGAGAGAAACCUUAUAAAUGUAAAGAAUGUGGAAAAGCAUUUAAUAAAAACUCAACUCUUAACAAACACCAGCGAAUUCAUACUGGAGAGAAGCCUUAUAAAUGCAAUGAUUGUGGCAAAGCCUUUAGCCAGAGCAAUGGUUUUACUCAACAUCAGUUAAUUCAUACUGGAGAAAAACCUUUUAAAUGUAAAGAAUGUGGGAAAGCCUUUAGUCUAUCCUCAACUCUUGCUAAACACCAGCGAAUUCAUACUGGAGAGAAACCUUAUAAAUGUAAGGAUUGUGGCAAAGCCUUUAGCCGGCGCUAUGGCUUUACUCAGCAUCAGUUAAUUCAUACUGGAGAUAAACUUUAUAAAUGUAAAGAAUGUGGAAAAGCCUUUAGUCAAUCCUCAACUCUUACUAAACACCAGCGAAUUCAUACUGGAGUGAAACCUUAUAAAUGUAAGGAUUGUGGCAAAGCCUUUAGCCGGCGCUAUGGCUUUACUCAACAUCAGUUAAUUCAUACUGGAGAGAAACCUUAUAAAUGUAAAGAAUGUGGGAAAGCCUUUAGUCAAUCCUCAACUCUUACUAAACACCAGCGAAUUCAUACUGGAGAGAAACCUUAUAAAUGUAAAGAAUGUGGAAAAGCCUUUAGGCAUAGCAGUCAUCUCACUAGGCUUCUCAGUGCACAUACUGGAGAGAAACCCUCAUAAUGAAAUAAGUGAUGGAAGAAGUUUGUCCUAAACAUACACGUUGGAAAACACGAGACCAUUUAUAUAAGAAGGACAUGGAAUGAUGUAGAAAUGUAAAAGAAAAAAAUGUAGAAAAUGGUUUAAUGAAAAAUGAAAUCUAAAUAAAUACCAGAAAAUCCAUACUAGAAAACUUUACAUCAAUCCUGUUUUCCGAAGUUCCUCUUACAGAGAAGUACUAUAGAUAGUAAUCAACAGUUAAAACAGAUAGAAAAUUGAUAUGUUAGUGUGGAUCACAAGAUGAAAGGUUGAUGUUUAUAAAGGUACAAUUAUUAGCAAUGUAUCCUUGUUUAUACUGACAUGAUUUGUGAUUAUUUGAAAAUGAAUGUAGUUCAACUCUCUACUUACUCCAAGGUAUGAUUCAUUUCUAGUGUGCAUGCAAGCUUAUGUUUUUGAUAGUUGGUACCUCAAAGAUGAGAGAAGCCCUUCUAUCUAGGGAGAAAUCAUUUAUAUGUAUUCUCCAUUAGAAGAUUAAGGACACAGUAAUGUAACAUGUACAGUAAACAUCUAAAUGGUGGUGUUUGUCAUUCAUGUCACACAUCCCUGUAGGUCACCAUGAUGUAAGUGUUCAGGGAAUAAUUCCACAUACUAAAGAUGUAAGUUAUUAAGUUAUGCUUUUAAAGGUUAAUAUAAUGACAGUUCACUGAAAUCUUGAUGUGUUUUAUAAUAUCAGCAGAAAUUAUGAAUGUUUACCAUAUUUCAAAUAACCUCUGAUACCCUAAAAUGUAUGGGAAACCCUUCCCAGAAAAUUCCUGUAAUUAUUGUAAGUCUUCUUUCUUAAAUGAUUAGUCUCCAUUUUGUAACCAUAGAAAUCACAGUUGUCAGAUCAUUAUAUCAGAGGAAUGAAUAUUGUUUAUGCUUGCAAUCUGUCUUUUAAUCAAAGUUACACAAUGGAGUAUAAAAGGCUUUAUUCUGACUGUGUGUGAUGUUCAUACAUGUUAAUCAAUAAAACUGAAUGGCUUCUUGUGGUAAA